This is a messenger RNA of Paramormyrops kingsleyae, 6154 nucleotides long. It is a transcript of the gene n4bp2, whose product is annotated as NEDD4 binding protein 2. Lineage: Eukaryota; Metazoa; Chordata; Actinopteri; Osteoglossiformes; Mormyridae. Gene Ontology annotation, cellular component: nucleus. The record is from RefSeq and is a predicted model, not a curated record. Gene Ontology annotation, molecular function: ubiquitin binding; endonuclease activity.
CUUAAACUCUAUGUUUAUUUUGUGUUAAGGCGCGUUGGCAGUGUUUGUUUUUCUUUUCCCCCGUUAAGUUUAAUGCCAGGCACCGUCUGAGUUGUUACUAGCGGUGGAGUAGAAUAGUUAGCCGACGUCUUGUUUUACUCCAGGAUGCCAAAAAAGAAGAAAAACGGUCAGAGUCCAACCAGAGUUCCCGGAAUGUCCAGUAAGGCUGGAGUGGCUGCUGGGGACACUGGUACGGACAGGAUGGCGAAAAACUGCGGAGGCGUCCGUCUGCCCGCGGAUCCGAGCGCAGUUUUAGGGAAAGACGACGUGGUGAAGAGCAUGCAGGAAAUGUUUGCACACUUGGAUCCCGAGGUCGUUUACAUGGUGCUGGCCGAGUGCGAUUUCAAAGUGGAGAAGGCAAUGGAUUCUAUGCUGGAGAUGUCCGCUGAGACGGCUGAAUUUCCUUCUUGCAGUGUCUCAGGGUUCGAAACUGCUGCUGCGCUUUUGGAGCCAAAACCACUGUUGGGUGACACUGUGCCUGAAUCACCUGCCAGCAGAGCCCUGGGGGUUCAGGGCAAGAACUUGGAUGGAAUUGGGACACAUCUCACUGCAGAUUUUGACGUGCUCAUUGACAGGGAGCUCGCGAGCAUCUCGGCGUUGUCCUCGUCCUCGCUUCCGCUGCCAGAGGCCCACCAGGCCCUGCCAGAGCUGCUCCAGUCCAGCGUGCAAACCUCUCACACAGACACUGGGUUCGGGGCCUUGAAUAGCUCUGGGUCCUGCUCCCCUCUGAGUGGCCUCAGUGUUAUAGGAACAGCAGGUUCCAAAGAACCUCUGAGAAUAUUGGACUUUAGCCAUCUGACCUCUGAGCCUACAAGCAGCAAUUCCUCACGGGCGGGACCUGACUACCCCUCUGCUUUCCAGGCUUAUAGAAGGGGCCCUCACAGCACAACCUCUGCAGGGGUGCAGCAUGCAAAAUCUGACCCCAGCGGCGUAACGUCUCAAACCGUCACCCCACCCUUCGUCGUCCCGGUGGUGAAUCCGGGGCCUUGGAAUCUUCAGUGCGCCUCCUACUGGUUGGGCCACAGUUUUGCGCAGCAGCCACCCAUGAAGCCUGCAGCCACCGUACCAAAAUCCUGGACCGUGCCUACGGCCCCCAAACCUCUACCGCAGGUCCGAUCGAACCGUUUGAUUGGCCGCUUGCUGGUGGUGUUGAGAGGGGCCCCAGGAUCUGGAAAAUCGACACUGGCCAGGAACAUUCUGCAAGAGAACCCCGGUGGUGUGGUGUUAAGUACUGAUGACUACUUCCGUCGUGAUGGAUUCUACCACUACGAUCCUUCGGAACUUGCAGAAGCACAUGAAUGGAAUCAUAACCGAGCCAAGGAGAGUUUUGAAAAGGGAUUAUCUCCCAUUAUCAUCGACAACACCAACAUGCAGUGCUGGGAGAUGAAACCCUACGUGAGUCUGGCUCUUCAGUAUAACUUCAAGGUCAUGUUUCGUGAGCCUGAUACCUGGUGGAAAUUCAGACCAAGAGAGCUGGAGAGACGCAAUAAGCACGGGGUCCGGAAAGAGAAGAUCAGGUACAUGCUGGAUCACUAUGAACGCCAUGUCUCUGUGGACUCCAUCAUGCGUUCAUUUGGGACAAAGUCUCCGGUACUAGGUAGCAGUAGUGCAAAGCUGCCCCACGAAGAGAGCAGCCUGUCACAGCCUUCUUCAUCUGAUGUGAAACCAGACCUUGUGGAAGAGCCCUACCUGAACCUAGGGUCGAUGAAGGAAAACUUCCAGCUCUUCUCCUCCUUGCCAGACGUGUCUUCAGUCGGAGGGAGUUCCACAAAAGAUGAGACCAGCAGUAGCGGUGUUGGAUUUUUUGAAAGCAGCCACACUGCCAGUGAGCCUCUGUUGGUGAAAGGGCAGGAUUCUCAUGAGAGUGGAGCUCUAGAAGUGCACAGUGCUGAGCUGCAAGAGCCGUGGGCUACGGACUGGGACCCGGAGAGCUGCUCAGGUACUUUGGGAGGAAGCCAGGCCUUGGCCACAGAGUGGACCCCAGAGACCGGCCAAGAGGACCGAAAGAAUGAUAAGCCUGUGGCCUUUUUUGAGUCAAUUAGCCAAAGAGUAAAGCGUGACAGGACCUGUGUCAUGCAGGCAGACAGUACUAAUGAUGUCCUGCAGGACCAAGCUGCUCUCCGACUAGAGUGUGUCAAUGUAGGGGACACAAGAAGUGAGGACUCUGACAUUGUAGUUGUUGAUGAGACACAACCAGAGUUGAUGGAUUUUGUGGGUGACUGGCCCUUGGAGGCUCAGAAGCAGAGGGAGCAGAGGACAAGGGAAAAAGACGGCAGGUCGCUUCUGGAGGAGGACAGUCAGCUGGAAGUGGCAGAGAGCUGCAGUGGCGGUUCAGGUGGGGACACUGGUUCACAAAUGAUAGAGCUUCAGAAACUGCUAGACAUGUUACAAGUCAGUGUUGACUCUUCCGGAAAAUGUGUAAAUCCCCCAGUGGACUCCCGUGGAAGCUCUCUGGUUGGUUCUGCAGUGCACUCAAGUUUUGAGGACUUAACUCUUGAAGCUGGCUCUGGUGUAGAAGAGGCCUUGAAUUUAUCCUUGUCCAGCAAAGAGGGAAGCCAGGGAUUAGGCAGGGAGAGCAAGCCUGAGCUGCUGGAUUGUGUGGCACACUGGACAGAUGGCGAGGCGAUGGCUGAAAACAUGAUACCACAGUUCCCAGCAGCAGGAGAAAGUGUUAGCACCGUUUGUGCCACAGUAGAGGAAAACGACGGACCGUCUUUGACCAGGGAAGGUAGCAGUUGCUCCACUGGGAUAAGCAAGGAGUUCCAGAGUGGAAAAUUGGAAGAACUUCAAAGUCCUUCUGGGAGCACUGCUGGGAAGCCUGUAACUCCUGGAGCUACGUCAGCAGCAGAGACGGAAAGCAGCCCAACUGUUCCUUCACCCAGGGGUAGUCAGGAGCGUAGGCUCAGGCAGAACCGGAGGUCGGGGAAGCACUGCAGGCUAGCCCUCACCUUCUCUAACAAUAGCUCCUGUGCACCCCAGGUCCCGCCUGAGUCGCCUCCAGCGACUUCCUUAUAUGCAGCGUUCCCAGGGCGGCCAGCAUCUAGCAGCAUCUGCAGCUACUCUGCUACACAGACUAACCCGCAGGACUUUGCUCUGCUUUGGAGGCUUGACCGACAGUGUCAGACCAACACUGAUGGCCUUGGGGUGAAGGUGAUGAAAGGAGAUUCCACCCGCUUUCUUCCCAAGCCAGCCGGAGCCCUGGAGUCUUCUGACUGCCCGGAUGUGCCAUACCGUGUGGUGCAUGACAAGGGUUCUCAGGUAGAGGAGCAGGAGCUAAGCAGUGGCAACGAUAAGCUCCAGGACUUGCAGGUCCUCAGCCGACACUUCAAGCUAGUCUCCUUUGAUACUCUGGAGGACCUGUAUGAAAAAUGUCACCAAGACAUGGAGUGGACCACCAAUCUACUCUUAGACUCUGGUGAGCAGCUGUUCAAAGAUGAUGAGACUGGAGAUGCUCUUGGGCCAGAUAUUGUCAGUCGGCCCGCUGGGGAUAGUUUGUACACGGCUGUUGAACCCUCUUGUACAGAUGGUCCGGUCUUAAGUGCUGAGCAGUCUGCUGCCCUCAGUUGCUCAGAGGUCCAAAAUCCAACACUGGAUGCUGACCUUCAGAUGCUGGCUGUAUGUUCUAAGGAGGAAGUGGCCCACAAUGCUGAUGCUGAGCAGUUAAGUACGCAGGAUGACAUGCUGACAUUGGAGAACUGCCUUGGAACCAUCGAACCAGUAUCCAAAGAGGGACCCAUUAACUGUAUUCCUGUACCAGAGGCACCAUUAGCUCAUUGUUCCUCACUGGACAUCAUCAUGCCUUCAUCUAUGGGCUCUAGACAAGCAGAAGUCCUUUUUGGAGAUCUGAAAGGGUUUAGCGAGGACCAGCUCAAUGAAGCCGUUGCAGCACCUGCAUCACAGAAACCAGAGGAGCAGGCAGGCUCUUGGGGAGUUGAAUAUGAGAGUAAUGUUGCGACAGAUGACGUCCAAGUUGAGGAGCCUGUUAGUCUGGGACAGUUUGAAGAGCUAAAUAAGAAAGAGGAUGAGCACUCAAAGGAGAAGCUGAAAAUGGAAGACCAGAGAGAUCGACCUGCCAAGCAGCAAAUCAUGCCAGUGGAUAUUCAGUCCUUGGAGCUCAAGCUACCCACAGAACUCGCCUUGCAGCUCAGUGAGCUCUUUGGACCUGUGGGCAUUGAUCCAGGUGCUUUGACCCCCGAGGACUGUGCAGUACAGAUCGAUCUGAACCUGGCCCGACUUCUUCACCAGAAGUGGAAGGACUCCAUACAGGAACGACACAGGCAGGAAGCACUUUUCUACCAGUUUCUUCAGGAAGGUUCCCUUCCCUUGGGAAAUUCUCAGUUUCUUAGGCCAGAUUGCUUGGCAUCCCUCUGUCAGCCAGACAGUUUGGAAAAUCUGCCCUUCAUGGACCAUUGGAAUGCCCCUCUGAGCCACGCAUCCCUGCGCGACAUCAUGUCUGAGGAAGAGGCGUUGCAGCACAACCUGGAAAAGUACCGAUCAAACCACGUGGAGCCGAGCAGGAGAGACGGCGCCGCCCUACUGAAGGAGAAGCAGCUUUACAGCAUGUUUCCUGCGAUUGACUGCCACUUUCUCAAGGACAUGUUCAGGGACAACAACUACUCUUUGGAGCAGACCGAGCAGUUUCUCAGGUCCAUCCUGGACCAAGGGCCGGUGAAGACUGUGGUGGCCCCAGAAGUUGCCCUGCUCAGGGACGGGGAGAGGAACGCCAGCAAAGAGAACGUGGGUAUCUCCACACAGGCACUUGACUCUGCCAGAUGUGAGCCAACCAAUCAUCAUCUCCCUCAGAGGCCAAAGAUGAAGGAUCCGGAACCACCUUGGACGCAGUUCCAGGACACGGAGGACCCGGAGUAUGAGGAUUUCCGUGCCGAAGCGGCGCUGCAGAGGAAGAAGCAGCAGGAAUGCUUCAGCAAAGCUGCUGAUGCAUACAGGCAGGGCAGGAAGCAGGUGGCCAGCUUCUAUUCCCAGCAGGGUCAUCUUCACGGGCAGAAGAUGAAGGAAGCAAACCACCGAGCGGCCGUGCAGAUCUUUGAGAGGGUCAAUUCCUCGCUCCUGCCUCAGAAUGUUCUGGACCUGCACGGUCUGCAUGUGGAUGAAGCCCUUUACCACCUGGGAACGGUGCUGGAGGGAAAGACUGCAGAGUGGCAGCAGGGAGGAUGUGGGCCUCAACUGACAGUCAUCACUGGAAGGGGGAACCACAGCCAUGGGGGUGUGGCCCGAAUCCGGCCGGCCGUCAUCGACUACCUCAGCAGCAAUAGCUACAGGUAUUCAGAACCAAGACCUGGAAUAGUGCUGGUCACACUACAUUGACAUGUUGUCGUUGUCGUCAGUGUUUUUUUUUUUUUUUUUUUUAACCAAUAGUAUUAAUCUCUCUCUCUCUUGCUCGCUCUCUCUCUCUCCCUCACUCAUUCGCUUGCUCGGUCUUUCUCUCUCUCUCUCCCUCACACUCUCUCUCUCUCGUAUUUUUAGCAUUGCCCUCAUUUCCUCCCUUUUCCACUCUGAUUCUCUCCGUGUAAAUUUGCUUAAAAGUUUUUUUUCUGUUCCAAAAUUAGAACAUUAUAUCGUUUUUAUAAAAACUAAGGACUGUCUUUUAAUGAUGUACAGCGUAAAUAUAUUUUUACAUUUGGGUAUGUGAAUGUUUAACAUGCUUGCUUUUCUGCCGGCUGUAAGUGGCGUUUUUCAAAAGCAUGACCCCUUUUUUGUAAUAAUUCAUAGCAUUCUUAAUUGAACCGGAAGACCAGACCAGCCGUUUUAAAUUACAACGUGAGUCAUAUUGGGAAACCCUGGCAGGACAUGGGCAAUCUCUUAUAUUUUAUGAUUAUUUUUUAACAAAUACAAGUGGUUGAUUUCCCCUCCCCAAAAAAAAAAAACAUUGUUACUGGGAGUCAGUCUUUGAUACUUGCUUGGUACUUAAUUCCUCCUUUUAUGUGCAAUAACCUUUAUUUAUGUGUUUUUUUAACUUUUAAAAUAAUUUCAGCAUAUUUUCAAUAUGUACAGAACAGUAUAUAAAACACGUUAGAAGCCAAUACAGAUUUUACAGAUUUGCUAUUUGCUAAGAGAUGAAUAAAUGACAUUUAUAAAUAAACUUCUCUGAUUUGUU